Messenger RNA from Colletotrichum karsti, 1140 nucleotides. RefSeq names its product cell wall glycosyl hydrolase. Lineage: Eukaryota; Fungi; Ascomycota; Sordariomycetes; Glomerellales; Glomerellaceae. The record is from RefSeq and is a predicted model, not a curated record. The transcript has 2 exons. Bases 1 to 1140 code for a protein of 379 amino acids. Gene Ontology annotation, biological process: carbohydrate metabolic process.
AUGAAGUCAGCUCUAUCUUUCUUUGCGCUAACGAGCGCCGUCGCGGCUGCUCGCCCCUAUUCGGAAUGGCUCGCAUCCUCGUUCAUCUCCCGCAAGACCCCCAUCGACUCCGGCUACGGCCCCGCCGUGCUGUGGGAAGGCAUUGCUCGGGCCGGCGAACAGGUUGUAGCCAACGGAGGCAGCGACAGUCUUCUCAAAGCAGCCGAGGCCAAGGUGUCAUCCCUCGUCAGCGCAGACGGCACUCUCGACGGCUGGGACCCUGAGUAUUACUCGCUCGACGACAUCCGCAUCGGCAACAACUUGCUUUACUUCUACCAGCGAAAUAAGGAUGCCAAGCUCAAGAUCGCGGCGGACGGUCUCCGGCAGCAGUUGAAUCGCUGGCCGAGAACUCCGACCGGUGGGUUCUGGCACCGGGCACCCAUCUACGAGGACCAGAUGUGGUUGGACGGGAUCUAUAUGGCCGACACCUUCUAUGCGACUUAUAUCCAUCUCUUCGAGCCGGAUAAUACGACCGCAUGGAACGAGAUUGCGCUGCAGUUCGAUCUCAUUGAAGAACACACUCGUAACCACACGAGCAACCUCCUCGUCCACGGCUACGAUGAAGCCAAGGACGCGGUCUGGGCCGAUCCGGUGACGGGAGCUAGUCCGCUGGUGUGGAACCGCGCUGUGGGGUGGUACUUCAUGGCUCUCAUCGAGACGCUGCAGGUUUACCCUCAGUCUCUACCCGGAUAUGGUCGUCUUCUGGAGUACUUUGUGACUCUUGCCGACGGACUCGCACGCAGCCAGGAUGAGAAGGGCGGUUGGUGGUUGAUCAUGAACGAGGGUUACGAGACCCGCAAGGGAAACUACAUCGAGUCGAGCGCGACGGCCAUGUUCUCGUACGGCCUUCUCAGAGGUGUCAGAGAUGGCUUGCUUGAUGUGAAGUACAAAGAUGUCGGACUGAAAGCCUACAAUUUAUUGGUCAACGACUUCAUCCGUGAUGAUAAGAACGGGUCUAUCAGUUUCUUGGGAACGGUGCAGGUUGGCAGCUUGAACUCCAAUGCCAGCUUUGAGUACUACACCAGUAUCCCGUUGGUGGAGAACGAUUCCAGAGGCUCUGGGUCAUUCUUGUUUGCCGCUAUUGAGGAGGAACUUGCGUAA